CCCCACCAAAGUUUGGUGGAUCGACUUUAAAAGGUACCACGAGAUGUAUCAUUCCGGAAUACCAAAAGCGGUAUGGUUCCGACUUUUAUAGCAACAAGUUUGUCAUUCCGGAAUUCCAACACAGGUACGGUUUGGACUUUAACAGUCACCAGUGAGAACGUUCGGGAAUAUCGGCUAAAAGGUAUACAUUUUUUUGAGAACCAAACGGGAUGUAACGGAACACGUUCUAUGAAUGGAGAAAGGUGCAGAAAAGAGAGCAUUACUUGAACUGUUCACGAACUUGUUACGUAUAAACUUGGCUUGUAUGAGGGACAUUUACAUCGAUUGACGGAUGCCGUUAUUAGACCUUUCGACUUCUGAUAAAGUGUUCUCUGUAGUUCGCAACCUCACCAAUCAGCUGUAAAUUACCGAUAUCCGGGGUAAUAUCUGAUGUAAGUCGAGCCGGUCGGGUCAAUCUUGGGUCAGAUAACAGCUUGUCAGCUUGUUUGAACAUCUUAUAAGACAUUUUCUUGAUCAAUGGAACAGUUUGAAAGACAAUAAGAAAGCUAGCUACUUUCGUAUCUCCGAUCGAUUUUUCACUGAAAAGGAAUACUUAUUGUUAUGCCUAACAAUGGAGAAACAUCCAGGUUUUUAUUACAUAACGACAAUGCCUUGAUGAAUUAACUGGAUCACAAAUGUCUGCUGUCGUUAUUCUCACAGGACUUCCGGAAUUAGCCUCUUUCCCGUGGUGCCACAGUAACGACAAAUACACGACCUUGUACGUCAAUCCCGGCGAUACACAAGAUACAUUGGCUAAUAACAUUUCGUAUAGACGAUUUGGUGAACUCACGACGCCAUCCCGAAGCUAUAAUUAGAUAAAUGAACCUUUUAAUGGACAUACAUAUACGUACAUAAAACUCUUCAAUGGAAUUUAUUCAAUUUUCGCUGUCAGUAAAACGCUUGUGACAAGUGGAUGUAUAGCGUCCCUAGAGUGUGUCCGAGCACAUGUGCAAUAUCGGAAGUCGUGGACGCAUAUUCUUGACAUUAAGUUGCCGUCCUUUUAGGAAGUUAAUUUUACCGUGUAUUUCCGGUCAUUGUGACGCAUGUGCAUUUCAGAGUAACCCAACACAAGUGACGUGCAUGCAUGAAACAGUGGUGUAAUAUGGGCAUUAAAGAACAAUGGGAAAAAACAAAAGCCGAAGUGCAGACGAAGGGUUUCUGGAAAGGCGUACGGUGCGAGUUUCUAGGAACUCUCCUGUACGUAGUGUUCGGGUGUGGGGCGGCCAUUCUUAGAAAUCACCCUAUCGAAGCCGACUACUAUUACUCUUACGAAACCAAGACCGCCGUGUCAUUCGGGCUGUCCGAAUCUGUCCUUGUCCAGUCCUUUGGCCACGGGAGCGGUGGUCACUUCAACCCUUCGAUCACGAUCGCCAUGUUGUGCGCGCGCUAUAUUACCAUUGUGAAGGCCUUGACCUACCUGUUGGUGCAGGUUGUGGGUGCCUCUGCAGGGGCCGGGAUUCUAUACGGCUUGACCCCGUCCAAGUACCAAGGAAACCUCGGGGUCACGGUGCCUCACAGAGAUGUCGAUAAGGGCCAGGCCUUUGGGUUCGAAUUUCUCGGCACAUUUGUCGUUGUGUUUUGUUAUUUCUCUACACUGGAACUUAAAAAGGAUGUGCUCGUGCCGAAGGCCUUCACGUGCGGAUUGGCAGUAUGUCUCUCACAAAUAUUUGCAAUAAGAUAUACUGGGGCGAGCAUCAAUCCUGCCCGGUCCUUGGGUCCCGCACUCAUCAUGAAUAUAUGGACGGAUCAUUGGGUUUACUGGGUGGGCCCGAUACUUGGAGGAAUGCUCGGUGGAUUCACUUUCGAAUAUACCAAAGAUUCGUCCAAACAAUUCCAGAACUUUAAGUUUUCACUGCGACAGAAGGUUUACAGCUUACAGCGAAAAGAGGAGUGUGCCAGCACAAACUCCAUAGCAACGGAACUGGCAUGUGAUCAUGACAUAGCAACGGAAGAACUGCAAAUAUGACGUCACUUCCGCAACAAUCAUUUGACGACUUUCAUUGGUUAAUAACCCUAAUGAAAGCACUGGAUAUUGUUCGCAUAAGUUAUGGUCAAGUAACAUUGUGAACUUUGAAUUCACUACUUAAAUUGUAGGAUACAACGAAUUGGAUUACUUACAAGCAAGUCUGAAGAUCAACAAUUGACUCCAUACUUCAUCGACUAGCAAUAAUCCCCUUCAAUUCAUAUUCAUUGCACUUAAUGACGUCAACUUCAAUGCCCAGUUUUGUUUAGAAGUGUUAAAAUCACUGAAAAUAAAAAGCCAUACAAAAUAAUGUCAUUUUAGAUUAUAAUUUUGGUACUACAACAUCUAAGCGUUGUUUGGCCCACUCGACAAUAAUUUGUAGUGACAUGCCUUCUUUAUCGCAGUUAUUUGACCUUCCAUAUGAACUUGAAUGGCGCAUUUGUGUGUAUGACAUCGAAACUUUUUUGAUAUUCGGCAUCGUGACGUUUGACUGUCUGCUUUAACGAACAGAAUGAUUAGCAAAAGUUCCAUCAUUGAACAGAAAUACAUGGCUUGCUGGCUGUUCAAUCAAAAUUGUUUCUUUCAUUGAAAAUAUAAUGAUACAGCAGUGCUUCUCAGAGGAUUGGGUUAAAAAGUAUGUGAUUGAUAACUGAUGACUACAUUUAAAAUAUAAUGUGAUGAUUAAAUUGCACCGCUUUAUUGAAUGGGUAUGUUAUCAGUCGACAGUUUCUUCUCGAUCUGACAUGUUAAAAAUAUACCGAACGGCAUUGAGCAGACGACCUCUGGUGGAAAAUGGACCGAACUAGGCUACCGGUUACCGAUCACGUGACAAAUACUGCUAGCAACAUCACGCAAUGUGACAAUGAUUUGAUAUUGUAUCAUGCGAUUUUAUAUGAAAACCUGUAUUCAAACGUUACCAUGGAAACGGUUUUUGUGAAUAAAAAUGUCUGUUCUCUG
This is a messenger RNA of Pecten maximus, 2959 nucleotides long. RefSeq names its product aquaporin-4-like. Lineage: Eukaryota; Metazoa; Mollusca; Bivalvia; Pectinida; Pectinidae. Gene Ontology annotation, molecular function: water channel activity. Gene Ontology annotation, biological process: transmembrane transport. The record is from RefSeq and is a predicted model, not a curated record. Bases 1124 to 2005 code for a protein of 293 amino acids. The transcript has 3 exons. Gene Ontology annotation, cellular component: plasma membrane.